GGGGAUCCACCGGGAGGGAGAUAGGGCUGCACGUGCCACCCUGGCUGGGGUUAUUCCCGGCAGGGCCAAGGGCGCACGCGGCCCGGCCCUGCAGAGCGGGUGGCAUCUGCCAGGCCUGGUAUCCUUGGCCAGGUGCAGCCGGUCCCAUGUUACGGCCUGUGCUGGGGCAGGUGGCGGCCUGCUGGUGGCCCCCAGCAAGUGGAAACCGGGCCCCGCCACCCACGGCCCUCAGCCCAGCCAGUACUGCCGCAGGUCUCAGGCCGUCCUCUCCUGGCUCGGCCCAGCCGCCAACAGCAUGUGGAAAACACGCUCGGGCCCCACACGCAGAGCCGGCUCCAAAUUCCUGGGCGUUGGAGCGGAGAGGCCAGGAUGGGACAGCACGGUCCAGCCUGGCCCCCGGAGCCUGGGACCCCCCCAGCGACCCAAGUGCCUGGGCUGUGACAUGUGGGCCAGACCCACGCAGGAUGAUUUUCCGGCCUGAAGCCCCCUGUGGCCCUGCCUGCCUGGCCGUCUCCUCCCGAAGGCUUGUGACAACCGUCUUCCUGUCUCCCUAACUUAGCUUUUCCCAGAAUGUCACGCAGUUGGAGUCUACACCGGGUGGCCUUUUCAGACUGGUAUUUUUUUCAUUUAAUAAGAUGCCGUGAACCGGGCGUGCUGGCGCCCUUCUGUAAUCCCAAUAUUUGAGAGGCUGAGGCAGGAGGACCACAAGUCCAAGCCCAGCCUGGGCAGCUUCACAAGGCCUUGUCUCAAAAAAUACAGCGGGCUGGGGACAGCACGGGGGCCGCCACGGCCUUUGGGGCGUCUCUGCACAUCUCAGAGCCCCACGGCCAGGAACGAAGCCCGGGAUGCACCUCUGAGUGGCCGGUGUGGGGGCGGAAAUGACCCCUUGCGGUCCGUCCUCGGACAGGGUGGUCAGGGGACUUGGCCGGGGCGGAGGAGCGAAAAUCUCUGCCCGCUGCCUUUGGGCCUGGCCGGGCACCCGGAAGCCCGCUGUGGACGGUGAGCAGCAAGCUUCCUGGGCUCCGCACCUCCCGGCCAGCGGGCGUCGGCAGCGUCCUGGAUUGUGGCCACGCUAAUAGGCGUGUAAUGGGAGAUCAUUAUUUUAAUUGCCUAAAUUUUUAAAUAGACAUUUGUCGAGCUGCCUCCUGAAUGCCUGGAUGCCAAGCGUGAUUCCAGCACCCUUCUCCUCCCAGUGCUGGGAAUGGAGCCCGGGACCUCUGCACGGAGCUGGUCCCAGGCUUGGUGCUUCCAGCUUUCAGACUGGGUCGCACUGAGUGGCUUGAGGCCAGGGCUGAACUUUUGAUCCUCCUGCCUCAGCCUCCGGGGUGCUGAGAUGACAGGUGGGGGAAUCACUUCACCAGACAGCUACAAAUCAGGAUGAGCACAGCAGGAGUCCAGAGGAAGCCCGUGGCCCAGCCUGGUGUUCAAGGAGGCUGCCUGGAGAAGAGGGCGCUGAAGGCUGCGUAGGAGUUUGCCAGAAGGCGAAAGAAUGGCUCUGGUGUGCUGGCGCAGCUCGAGGGUCGCCUGGGCCGCACAGCGAGACCCUGCCUCAGGACAGCAGCACAAGGGUAGGGGGCGGAGGUUCGGCGGGCAAAACCCUGCUCCAAAGAAAACCGAAAAGGGCCGUGGGUGUACCCAGCGCAAAGGCCCUGGGUCUCGGUACCAAAAAAGCCCACCUGAGAAGUCCCUGGCGUCCCCCAGUACUUACUAGUGGGGGGGGUCUUGUCCGGCUGCUUGGCCUCAGGGAAGCCUCCACACUGAGAAACUACAGUUCCCCGGUCCCGGGUUCGAAUCCCGACCCUGCCACUGGCCUGCUGUGUCCGUGCCUGCACUCGCCUGGGACCGGCUCACCCAGCGGGGAGGACGAGGCACGCUGGUCCCUGCCCGCGGCCCGGCCGGCCGGCCAUUUCUCCAGCGCUCACCCCGGGAUGGCGGCCCUGGUCUCCCUCCUGGCCCCGCAGGGUGGGGCUGAGCGGGAACAGAGGCUAAAUUUAGUCCGAUGACACCGCUGGCCGCCCGCCUCGGCCCCACAUCCCCAGCCAAGCCGAGGUUCAGAGCCUCCCCCGGCCGCCGGCCGACAUCCGCGAGCCUGUUUAUCCGUCCUCCCGGCCAGAGCAUUCUUUGCCUGCCUGCGCCUGUCGCUGCCGGCCUCUGUCCAGGCCCCGCGUCUGCUGCUCACCUGAGACCCUGGAGACGGAGACAGGAGCGGGCGGCAGGGCGGGAGGGACAGGCAGGGGACCAGGGGGUUAGGGUUAGGGCGCUGAGGGGACAGGGAGGAGAUUCUCCCAUCCAUCCAUGCGUGCAUCUGUCAGUCCAUCCAUCCACCGUCCAUCCAGGCGGGGCUCUGGGGGAGGGCGCUUGUUUCCUUUCCUUUUUCCUUUUCUGGGGUUCCUGGGGGCUGAGCCCCGGCCCUGCCGCUGUGGUUCUCCUAAGUUGCCCAGGCUGGGCCCCCACUUGCAGCGCUGCGGCCUGGGCCUCCAGAGUGUUGGCUCCCAGGGGUGUUUCUGGAGCCCUGCUGUGUGUCCAGCACGUCCCAAGCCCCCCGUUCUAAGGGGACGAGACUGAUGGACACGCUCCGGGGCUGACGUGGGUGGGAGAGGCGGGCAGGCAGAGCGGCUCAGGGCCGGCUCUGCAGGUGCGGGCUUCAGGGCACGCAGGGCAGAGGCUGCGACCUGGCAGGGGCGCACCUCAGCCUGCGGUCUCCCCGCGCCCCCCUGGCCUGGCUGAUUUUUGCCAGCAGGGGGAGGGGUGCCCUGGAAGGCUCCUGAACACCCCCAGAUCAACCCAGAAGGGCCGGCUGCUUUUUAACCCCUUCGUCCCCACAGAUCAGCCGACUUUCCUUCCUCACCGAACAGCGUGCCCGCCUCUCCCGAUCCUCACGCCCCACGUGCCCAGCCGGCGCCCCCAAACUGUGCAGGCGGAGAGAAAGGCCCCUUUGUCCCAGCCCUGGUCCCUGGAAUUCACCCCUAUUGUCUUUUCACACACCUUUUGCAAUAGCAUGUUUUUAUUGUUUUGUUUUUCCACUUCACAAGAGAUGGCCCCACGGCUUUUAUUUGCAGAAAUUGGAAAAUGAAGCAUGUCCGGCCCCCACCCUUCACCCACCGCGAGCUGAAAUUCGAGCUGUGUGAACCUGGCAGGGGUGCAGUGCCCCGAGCAGGAGGACCCCUGGGUGCAGGGGCCCAGGGUGAGGAUGGGCCGGGGGCGGGCGGCAGGCAGGGGCUGCCAGGAUUCUGUCACCUGGGCUCCCCCAAGCCCUCCUGCACCGUGCCGACUAGCUGGGAGACGCCGGGUCUGAAAAACAUGACAGGAGUGGAAACUGAGGCCCAGAAAGGGUGCCUGUUCCCUGCCUACAAUCCUGCUCUGCAGAGAGGGCUCCCAGCACUCGGGAGGAUCGGGAGUGUGAACUCAAGCUGAGCCACUUAGUGAGACCCUGCCUCAUAAUAAAACAUAAAAUAUGGGCUCAGGAUGUAGCUCAGUGCAGAGGCCCUGGGUUCAAAUCUUAGCACCACACAGGCACGCAUGAGCACACAGGGACCCUGGAGGGUGGUGGAAGGAAAAUCAGUAUGUGCCAGGUCACUGCAACCUCCUGAAGAGGGCACCAGCCUUGGCUCCACUUUGCAGAGCAGAUGACUGAGGCCCAGAGAUGGAAGGAGUCACGAAGGUCACAGAGCUGCCAGCAACCAAAGUCUGUUAUCCAAAUCUUGCCAAGGCAAGAGCUCUGGGGCCAGAUGGUCCCAGAUCCCAGCCAGGCUCCAAACUAUAGGCGCUGCAGGUAGAUUAAGACAACUCUUCCAAAAAAAGAACUUCUAAAACAUUCUACAACACUAGAAUACUCUAGAGCAUUCUGGGCUAGGGAAAUCGGUGUUCUCUGGGGAACUGUACAGGACACUUGGUUGGGAGGGGACUCAUGAAUUCCAAGUGCUCCUAUAGCCUCAAUUUCUGCACCUUCACAAUAAAUAAUCAGAGAAACCAGAGCCGGGCGUGGUGGCGCAGGCCUGUCAUCCCAGCACUCGGGAGGCUGAGGCAGGAGGAUGGUUGAGAGUUCGAGACCAGCCUGGGCUACAAAGUGAGCCCAAGGCCAGCCUGCACUGCAUAGAGAGACCCUGUCUCAAAAAAAGAAAAAAGAAAAGAAAAGAAACCAGGUGUGUUUUAACUGGGCCCAGGCAGGACGGGAGGGACCUUUGGUGGUGAGGGUAUGGGGGGCCUCUGCCCAGCCCACCUGUGACCCAGGCUGCACCGGCCUCUGCCGCCACCCACACCACACACCUGGGCCUCUCUCCCCGUCCUGGAUGCAGGCCCAGCUCCCCAGCAGGCUGGGGCAGGGCUGGCCCCGGAAGGGGGUGCUGUGAGGCGGACACGGGGUGCUCUGUCCCCCCCACCCCUGAGGCCCACCUGCACCAAGAAUAAGGUUUGAGAAUGGAACGUUUCCUUUUCAGAACUUCUGGAACUUUCUCUGGGACUCAGAGGGGUUUGGGGGGCCCUGGGAUGUCCACCCCAGCCCAGGGAAACCCAGGGCGCCCCCUCUCAAAGCCGAGCACCAAAUGGGACCCCAUGGCCCCUCCCCACACCCUUCCACCAGCUGUCCUUGGCACCAGCAGCCUGGUGAGGGGGGGCUGGGGGACCCCAGGGAGCAGAGCCCCGUUAGGGCACAGGUGGCCCCACCACAUCCCAGACGCUGGCCCCAGCUUGUCCUGAGCCCGCAGGAGGGGAUCCCGGGCCCCAAGCCGGCUCCGGGCCCGGCCCUCUGCCAGGGAAGCUGGCCUGCGGAGCGGUGCCCAGAGAGGGUCGGGGAGCCCCCGGGCCACACAGCACAGCCGGGUGGCCUGGACUCCCGGCCCAGCGCUUGCCCCACCCUCGCCCGCUUCCCAGCUGCGCUGGCAAGUUUGGGCCUGGCAGGAUGGUGGUGGGACCUAAGAAUCCACCUUCAAAAGUGCCUCCGGGGAAUGGGCAUCAAACCAGGCCUCUCAGGAAUUUGAGGAGAUCUGGAAGUCUGCUACCAACAAGAUGGGGAGCUCCAGCGGUGCACACUGAUUCCAGGCUCAACGAGGCUGUCAGUAAAGGAGCAGGCCCGCCCGCGUGGGAGCCGUGGACGGUUGUGUAGAAAACGCACUGAGGAGAAGCCAGUCCCCGGCCGCCUUCGUGUCUUUAGUCAUGGCUGCCCCAGUUGGCUCAAAAGUCAGACUUCCGAGCCCUCCUGACUUCGGAAAGGACCCAGAACCGACAGGGUGGAUGUGACAAGGUCCGAGAAUAAGGCGGAUAAAGACACCAGGACCGUUUUCCAAGCCGCCUUCUGCUGGGCGGACCUGAGCAGCAGCUGAGGAUCUGGCAGGACAUGGCUGCAGAGCGGUGACCAGGGCAGGCAGCACGCACCGAGCCAGGGAGAGAAUUGCCAGGGAGGGCUUGUGUGGCAGUGUGGCUCCCUUUACAUUUUAAAGAUGAAACAGUCAGCAUGUGCUGGGCCCUGAGGGAUGACCAGGAGCCCGCAGGAAGCAGGCUGUAUCUGCACAGAUGCAAACACAGCUUUUCUGUUGGUGUUUCUCUGGAGGCAGGGUCUCACUCGAGUGCACUUGAAUUCGAGGCAUCGUCCUGCCUCAGCCUCCCGAGUGCUAGCACGACUCGUGGACGUCACUGUGUCUGGCAGGUUGCUAUAUCUGAGAUUGCAAAUGCCUAUGAGGAGCCAGGAACUCUCCCUCCAGGGCUUUGAUGUCCACAGGAGCAGGCUGACUGGCCAGGGGCCCAGGACACAAUGACACCAAGACUGACGUGCAGGAACUUAUGUUUCAGUAAGUCCCACACAACCCAGCCAGCUGAGGGGUAAGCACUCAACAGACGCAGUGAUCUGAAAACCCCCGGCCCCAGCCAACUCCAGCCCCCUGCCCUGGAGAACAGAAAUGGUUUCUAGGACAGGGACGUUCCACGGUGGAAGACCGUCUUCUCCCAAAGCCAGCCUUCCAGGAGCUCAGGGGACACCUACAUUUCUCCAGAGACCUGGAGGACUCCUGCAGGAACGGGCCGGCUUGGCACAGCACACUCAUCAUCCUGGUGCGCUGGAAGCUAACGGAGGAGGAUGGCAAGCUCAGGGCCAGCCUGGGGGACUUAGUGAGGCAUUGAGAUCCCAUCUGAAAAGUGCAAAAGUGUAACUGGGCAUGAUGGUGCCCGCCUAUCAUCCCAGCGCUCGGGAGGCUGAAGCAGGAGGAUUACUGCAAGUUCGAGGCCAGCCUGGGCUACACAACAAAACUCUUUGUCUCAAAAAGACAAAAUCAAUCAAUCAAUCAAUCUUGUCCCCGGGAGCACGGUCUCUGCCCUUGGUCUCCGCACAAGUGGCCUGUGGCCCCCAGCUGUCCUGGCCCAUGGAGUGGCUCCGGGGUCCCUGGCGGCACUGUCUCUCCGGGCUGCUCUUACAGCUGCUCUUGUCCAUCUGCUUCUUCUCUUACCUGAGGGUGACCUGGGACCCUCCCACGGGGUCCCCUACACCCGCGCCCAGCUCGGAAGACGUGGUCCCCACAACUCCCCAGAGGACCCCAGGGCUGGCUUCCACCACGCAGCCCCCCGCACCCCGGGGCCUGCUCAUCCUGCUGUGGACCUGGCCAUUCGGCCAGCCAGUGGCUCUGUCCCGCUGCUCGGAGAUGCGGCCGGGCACAGCCGAUUGCCGCAUCACCGCCAACCGCAGUGUGUACCCCCAGGCCGAUGCGGUCAUCGUCCACCACCGGGACAUCAGUUUCAAACCCAAGAGGGAGCUGCCACCCUCGCCUCGGCCACCGGGCCAGCGCUGGGUGUGGUUCAGCUUGGAGUCCCCCAGCCACUGCAGGCAGCUGGGGGCCCUGGACGGCUACUUCAACCUCACCAUGUCCUACCGCAGGGACUCGGACAUCUUCACGCCCUACGGCUGGCUGGAGCCCCGGGACGCCCAGCUCCCCGCCCCGCCCCUCAACCUCUCGGCCAAGACCGGGCUGGUGGCCUGGGUUGUGUCCAACUGGAAGGAGAACUCGGCCCGGGUGGGGUACUACAACCAGCUGCGCCUGCACCUCCCGGUGGACGUGUACGGCAGGGGCCACCUGCCCCUGCCCCGCCAGGACAUGCAGGAGCGCCUGGCCCGCUACAAGUUCUACCUGGCCUUCGAGAACUCGCAGCACCCCGACUACAUCACCGAGAAGCUGUGGAAGAAUGCGCUGGGGGCGCCCGCCUUGCCCGUAGUCCUGGGCCCCAGCCGCACAGACUACGAGCGCGUCCUGCCGCCUGACGCCUUCAUCCACGUGGACGACUUCCCGAGCCCCCGAGCCCUGGCGCAGCACCUGCUGGCCCUGGACCAGGACGACGCCCAAUACCUGCGCCACUUCCGCUGGCGGGACACGCUGCAGGUGGGCAUCGGAAACUGGACCCUGGCUUUCUGCAAGGCCUGCUGGCGGUUGCAGGAGGGGCCCAGGUACCAGACAGUGGCCAGCAUUGCAGCCUGGUUCAAGUGAAUCGACCGGCUGGCCUGGCCUCCCCAGUGGAGCCCCCAUCUUGGGGUUCACCUGAUGAGUGGUGCAAUUUGAGGGGGCCUUAAAACUUAAGGAGGGUUAUUUUAUUUUUCUGUUUGUUUCUUUUUGUCUUACUGAGCCAGGGCCUCCCCAUGCAGUUAAGGCUGGCCAUGAGCUCACUUUGUAGCCAAGGCUGGUGCAGAAUUCUCAGCAAUCAUCCUGCCUCAGCCUCCCGAGUCCUGGGAUUACAGGCUUGUGCUACCACGUCUGGCUUUUUUUUUUUUUUUUUGUACCUGGGAUUGAACUCAAAACCCUGGGCUUGGCAGGUAGGCACUUGUUCUCCUGAGCCAAGUCCCCAGACCCUCUUUAAGGGGGUUUUAACUGUGUGGUGUCACCUAUCUGGAGUCCCAUCUGCCUUGGUCGCACUAGCAGGAGGAAAUCUCCCGCGAGGCUCUCACUUGCUGUGAUCACCCUGAGGGGAUCUCAGCUGGCUGGGUUCUCAAUUCCUGGGUCCAGCCUGCAGCAGGCUCCCCUGCUGGGGGCCCUUGCUGUGGUGGCCAGUCUGCCGGGAACCUCACCCCAUCAGACCCACCAUUGACAGCUGCUCUGGCCGUUUUUUCCCCGCUGGUGUUUCCUGCCCGUGGGCCCCGCAGACAGGCCCUGCUGUCCUUAUUUCCCCAGUGGCUGUGACGGAAGGAAAAGGCUGUGUGUCCUUCUUGUUCUAGAAUAACAGCUCUGACCACGGCGUGCUUUGGGCCAUAACCAGGGUCACGUGGUGACAUCCAGAGAUAGCUGUGAUUUUCACAUAUGGGGGAAAAGGGAAGGAUGUCAUCUAGUACAGUGCUGAUUGCUGUUUGUGGCCUCAUAAGAACCAGGCCACACAGCAGGUGUGAGGGGUGGCAGAGCAGUGGGGGAGGCUUCCUCUGUAUUUCCAGCCUCUCCCCACCACUCACCACCACCUGAGCUCUGCCACCUGUCAGACCAGAGAGCACUGGAUUCUCCCAGCAGCACAAAGCCCACUGCGACCUGCACACAUCGAGGACUGACACUGAGUGACUUACGAGAAUCUGGCUGAUGACCUGAGGUGGAGCUGAGGCGGUGAUGCUAGCCAUGGGGAGGUGCUGCAAAUGCAGAUUCACAUUAGCAGAGGUUGGACUGCCCAGAGACCACAAAUCAACUGUUCCCACACUCAUGUGCAAACCCUCUCAGGGAGCGGCAAGUGACAUCCAGCCGCCACUGGUGGCAGGCUUCACAGUGCCAACUGAGUUGAUGUAACUCAGUGGUGUAGCUUUAUCUGGUGGCAGGCUUUAAGUCAGAGUCUGACAAUGGUUUAGCCUGGAUGCAGCCCUCUGAGGGCACUGACCUUCUCAUCUGCAUUUCUUUCUUGGACUGAGUUCUCGUCCCAGUCCCAGUUUCUGUGAGGUUACAGGCCAAUCCCAGCCAAAAUAACUUACAGGCAAAUGUCACUGGAAGGCUGCUUAAAAACAGGCAAGGACCCAAAGACAAGCCAACAAAAGACUCUUCAAAGCGCCAAUGAAAGGAAGGUGCAAUUAAAACAAAUUAGGGACAGGGCUGGGGAUUUAGCUCAGCAGCAUAAGUGCCUGCCUUGCAAGGGUGUGGUUGUGAGUUUGAUCCCUGGUACCGAGAAAUAGAAACAGACAAAAAAAAUUAAAAAGAAAAGAAAGUAGCAAGAGCCCCCCCCCAUCGUACUGGCUCACGGCAGGAAGAGAUGUACGUGUGCCACGUGGCCUUGUAGAGUGAGUAUAACCAGUUAUCCAGCAAAGCCAGCACACCUUCCAGACUGCUCUGCCACCUGGGAGCCAAAGACCUGCUUUACAAGAAAACCCUUCAGAGUUUUUCACAAGGACAAAACAAAGCACCGAUGGCCUUAUGGUCGGCCACCAUUUCAUCCAGUGGGUCUGCCUAUGGACCAGCAUCCUUCUCGGUGCCCAGCCAUGUGGGUAAAGCUACCGAGCCCUUUAGAUCCAAAAGUGCCCACCCUGCUGCUGCCAAGCCUUCUCUUGUAGAAUCAUAGGAGCGGCUCCAGGUCAAGAGGUGCCAGGUGUCCCACUGAGCCAGCAGCAUAACCGGGGUAUGGCCGAGGGGCACUGAGUCGGCAGUGUCGGGGUUCGGGUCUCUGUGGUAGCCGGGGCUGCUGAGUCUGUGGUGCCAGCCACAAGGUUCCUUUCCGAGUGUUGCCGUAUCAGAAGGGCAGGCAGGAAGAUCACGUGUACUUCAGGUGCUACCCAGCACCACAGCGGUCAGCUCACCUCUUGGAAGGCCCCCUGCCCAGCAGGAGAGCUGCAGCGGCCCGCUGGUGUCAGCACAGGCUGGUCAGGAGUCGCUGCGGGCCAGGAGGCUGUUCCGGUGUCACUUUUCAGGGCAGACAGGGGGCAGAGAUGUGAGUGUUCAUACUGUGUCAUCCCCAGCAAAAGGCGGGUGGCUGAACACUGUCACUCAAACACAACAGUGUUUGGCAGGACCUGAUUUAAAUGAUUGUUAGUGAUGACAUGUCAACUUCACUUCAUAAGCACUGCUAAGCAGAUCAGAAGGUCCUGGGUGUGUCUCCUGGCAAACUGGGGUGACACACCCAGUCGUGGCUGGAACCAAGCCACAGGCUCCCAGCUCGGCCAGCACGGAAAAGGAAAGGAUGCUUUGCUCUUUCUUGGAGAGGCCAGGGUCUUCAGCAUUUCCUGUGUGCUUUGGCCUGCAGUGUUUUUCAGGCUUCCCGUGCAGACUCCAGCAUUGAGACCCGCACCCGGGACUCUACCGGGAGCUCUGGGACCUUUGGCCUUGUGGUGCUGCCGUAUCUUCCGAGGCUCCAGUGUGCAGAUGGCCAUUCUGGAUUCAUCCAUUUCUGUGCACCAUCCUGUGUUUGAUCCUGUAAGCUGCUUAAUAAAUCCCUGUGUUCAAGGCUCUCACUGGUCAA
Messenger RNA from Cavia porcellus (domestic guinea pig), 10389 nucleotides. Its product is annotated as 3-galactosyl-N-acetylglucosaminide 4-alpha-L-fucosyltransferase FUT3-like. Gene Ontology annotation, cellular component: membrane. The record is from RefSeq and is a predicted model, not a curated record. Lineage: Eukaryota; Metazoa; Chordata; Mammalia; Rodentia; Caviidae. The coding region runs from base 6147 to 7463 and encodes 438 amino acids. Gene Ontology annotation, molecular function: alpha-(1->3)-fucosyltransferase activity. The transcript is spliced from 5 exons.